This is a messenger RNA of Trichobilharzia regenti, 675 nucleotides long. NCBI's taxonomy places the organism in Eukaryota, Metazoa, Platyhelminthes, Trematoda, Strigeidida, Schistosomatidae. The record is from the annotation of a GenBank genome assembly.
AUGUCUACAAACAAUGAAGUCAGCAUGCGAUCUAAACAUUUAGAAAAACUCAGAGAACUUCAUUUGAAAGUGAAUGAAGCUCGAAAAUCGAAUCAUCUUGAAGUUGUCGAAGAAGAUAGACGAUCGAAACUUCCAUCCAAUUGGGAAACACGUCAACGACGACUACAAUGGGAAGAAGAGGAUGAAGUCUUUAAAAUAGAAUGUGCUAAAAAGAAUAUUGAUCCGGACAGAGAACGUGCACUGGAUGUUAGCGCUGAUAUAGCUGAUCGUCUUGAAGCAAGACGUAGAAAAAAGAAAAAUACUGAUGAAGGUUUUUCAACUUAUGCUGAUGCAUCACAUCGUAAAUACCUCAAGAUGACAAAACAGCUUAAACCAGAUUUAGCAGCUUAUCAAAAAGAAAAGGAGAAAUUAGGAGAAUUAGCCUUUCCAACUGCUGAUACAAUCGGAUUGACAGAUCGUAAAGAUCCACCGGAGGCGGUGGAACGUUUAGCGAAACAAAUUAUUGAACAAGGUGCUAAACGUCCAGCCUACAGUCGAAGACGUCCAUUCGAUGCCGAUGCGGAUAUUGACUAUAUUAAUGAACGUAAUAAACGGUAUAAUGAAUUAUUGGAAAGACACUACGGUAAAUACACGGCUGAAAUUAAACAAAAUCUUGAAAGAGGCACUGCUAUAUAG